AUGCGAAGUGCUCGAAGCGUGUCCGGUGAACCGGGUUGGAGUUUUAAUACGAUACUGGCGAUACAACAGACUCGCGGAGCACAGCCAAGUGAGUGGGCCCGGAGUCUAUUCUUCCAAGGCAUGGUGGAGGAAGGGGUGGCAAGAAAUCUGGAGCAUCUUUUUCGGGAUGUACAGGAUGUUGAAGAACGUUUCCAGAAGGAUGAACAAAUCCUUGUGUGGUUUGAAAGGCAAAUUAUUUCCGCUCCUGGCUCAACCGUUGGAGCAGCCAUGACUCGUGGUACGGUAGAGGAAUACGAGCAACUGAGUUUCUAUGGCUUCUCAAAUGUAGUUGAAUGGCUUCUUCCUAGGUUUUGGUCCGACCCUAAUGACUUGGGACGUGUGCGAACAGUGGUUGCGCGUUUGAGAGAAGCUUACAACACCGCCUUGCUGCUUGCUCGGUCUUGGUUUGCUCCUGUUGAACAGGGAUCGAGUAGCUCGUUUUUCGACCGUCCAUUGCCGAGUUCUGCUGCGGGCGUGGCUUACUGGGCCUAUUACCUGGACAGGAGGGAUAGUAUGUCACCAGAGCAAAGAUUGAGGCAUCUGUCUAUACUAGGGCGAUGGUACCCGGGUCAGGCCUUCAUGUACGUGUUAACGGAGCUCAAAGAAUAUUGUCAAACGUUCACUACGGAAGAGUACUACCAAAGUUUGUUCACCGGCGGAAUCGAGCGUUCACUCAACGAGAUCACGCGGGCGGCGGAACUGUGGCUUACUUAUGACCAACGAGAGCGCGCCCCGAACCGCCCCCCGGACCGCAUGGUCGAGUUCAUGAGGUCGAACGUGGAAGACUUUGUGCGUCCAUUGCAUCAACUGGACGUUUCCUUGAUGACGAAGGUUUAUAGCGAGCCCCGACUGGAAAAGUGGAUCCAUUUGACGGCAAGCUUAGUAGCCGAGGAUUACUAUCGCCAAGUCAUGGGAUCCUAUCGCGACUACCAAUACCUUUUGGCACCUGCUUAUUUCCCGAACUUGAUGUCAAGGCAAAUGCCUCUGCACGAGGAGAUCCACUUCCCAGCGGGAGGGAUUACGGAGUUCGCCCUCAACCGCGUUGAGGAGCACGCUCUCCGUCAGGUAAUGGGGCUGGAGGAACGGCUCGUGCGUCGCUUGUUACACCUACUCCUCGACAAGCACGCCGUCGCCACCGGUCUCCCGCACAACGCCGUUCUCCGAGCAUUUCUUCGAGACCCGAAUUUCACCUUCUCGAUCUCGGAAGAAAUGUUCCGCCAACUAUACGAUCAGGCUCUGAUCGAAACAGUAACGCAAGUGGCCACCGAGCACGGGUAUGACUGCGCUUGGCGUUGCGCCUGUGCGGCAAUCACCCUGGUAUACGGCGUGUCUCUCGUUUGCGACGCACCUCUGUUUGCCUUCCCGGAAGCGCCGCCUGAGGCGUCUGCUUUGCCUGAAGCCGGCGGGGCCCGUUCGGUGAACGCUUCUCUCGGUUUUUAUUCAAGAUCUUUAACCGUUCUCGGCGGUAGGGAACGAGGGGCCCAGAGACCCUCCAAUUCCCAGGGAGCAGCGGAUAUCAGCAGCGAGGGACUUCCAGGACACAACACGACUUCCAGGUAA
Molecule: messenger RNA, 1599 nt
Organism: Gregarina niphandrodes
Lineage: Eukaryota; Apicomplexa; Conoidasida; Eugregarinorida; Gregarinidae
Exons: 1
Coding region: 1-1599 (532 amino acids)
Source: RefSeq, a predicted model, not a curated record